AGGAGAGGCAUGGGGCGCCCGCGGGCCGGGGCCGGGGCCGGGGCCUAGGCGGCGGACCUGCGAGCGGACCGGAACAGCGGCGGCGGCGCAGCGCAGCGGCGGAGCGGGCCGGAGGCGGCCGAGGCGCCGGGCGCAGACGCUGGUGCCUCCCUCUCCGCCAGGUGCUGGGUGGCCAGAACUGGGUCUGUCCGGGCGCUGGAGGGCCCCUGUCCCCUGCCACUUCCCGCCAGUCUCUGAUUGUGUGCCCGGAGGGAUGUGCGUGCCAGCCUUUGGUCCAGUGCCUGCUCCCGAGGUGACGCCUGCUGGUUCCCGACUGGUUCUCAUUAUCCCUCUGCGCAUAGCUCCCUCGUUGGAUAGCUGCUGCCUGGGAAACGCUACCCGGGUGCCCCGCUAGGGCAACGGCCCCUGCCCUGAGGGCCGGGAUCAUGAAAGGCCUCGGUGACAGCCGCCCUCGCCACCUCUCCGACAGCCUGGACCCACCGCACGAGCCCCUGUUCGCAGGGCCUGACCGCAACCCCUACCUGUUGUCGCCCACAGAGGCCUUUGCCCGCGAGGCUCGCUUCCCUGGCCAGAACACUCUGCCUGGGGAUGGUCUCUUCCCCCUCAACAACCAACUGCCACCUCCAAGCAGCACCUUCCCCCGCAUCCACUAUAACUCCCACUUCGAGGUGCCAGAGGAGAGCCCCUUCCCCAGCCAUGCCCAGGCCACCAAGAUCAACCGGCUGCCUGCCAACCUCCUGGACCAGUUUGAGAAGCAACUGCCCAUCCACCGCGAUGGCUUUAGCACGCUCCAGUUCCCCCGUGGUGAGGCCAAGGCCCGUGGUGAGAGUCCUGGCCGCAUCCGCCACCUGGUCCACUCGGUCCAGCGGCUCUUCUUCACUAAGGCGCCCUCACUGGAGGGCACAGCAGGCAAGGUCGGUGGCAAUGGCAGCAAGAAAGGUGGCCUGGAGGACGGCAAGGGCCGGAGGGCCAAGAGCAAGGAACGGGCCAAGGCUGGGGAACCCAAAAGGCGUAGCCGCUCCAACAUCUCAGGCUGGUGGAGCUCUGAUGACAACUUGGACGGCGAGGGUGGCGCCUUCCGCAGCAGUGGCCCAGCCUCUGGGCUGAUGACGCUCGGCCGACAGGCAGAACGCAGCCAGCCACGUUACUUCAUGCACGCCUACAACACUAUCAGCGGGCACAUGCUCAAAGCAGCCAAAAACAACACCGCUGAGCUGACUGCCCCACCACCCCCUCCCGCACCUCCAGCUGCCUGCCCCAGCCUUGGGGUGGGCACUGACACCAACUAUGUCAAGCGGGGCUCCUGGUCCACUCUGACCCUCAGCCACGCCCACGAAGUCUGCCAGAAGACCUCAGCCACCUUGGAUAAGAGCCUGCUAAAGUCCAAAUCCUGCCACCAGGGUCUAGCAUAUCAUUACCUGCAGGUGCCCGGCGGCGGCGGCGAGUGGAGCACCGCGCUGCUGUCCCCGCGCGAGGCGGACGCCGCCGCCGAGGGCCCCAUACCGUGCAGGCGCAUGCGCAGCGGCAGCUACAUCAAGGCCAUGGGCGACGAGGACAGCGACGAGUCCGGCGGCAGCCCCAAGCCCUCACCCAAGACGGCAGCACGGCGCCAGAGCUACCUGAGGGCCACGCAGCAGUCGCUGGGAGAGCAGAGCAACCCCCGCAGGAGUCUGGACCGCCUGGAUUCCGUGGACAUGCUGCUGCCCUCCAAGUGUCCCAGCUGGGAAGAGGACUACAACCCCGUCAGCGACAGCCUCAACGACUCCAGCUGCAUCAGCCAGAUUUUUGGACAGGCCUCCCUGAUCCCCCAGUUGUUUGGCCAUGAGCAGCAGGUACGGGAGGCAGAUCUGAGCGACCAGUAUGAGGCAGCCUGCGAGUCUGCCUGCAGCGAAGCCGAGUCUACAGCCGCCGAGGCACUGGACUUGCCGCUGCCCAGCUAUUUUCGCUCCCGCAGCCACAGCUACCUGCGGGCCAUCCAGGCGGGCUGCUCGCAGGAGGAGGACAGUGUCUCCCUGCAGUCCCUCUCCCCCCCGCCCAGCACUGGCAGCCUCAGCAACAGUCGCACGCUUCCAAGUUCAUCAUGCCUAGUGGCGUAUAAGAAGACCCCACCACCGGUCCCUCCACGCACCACGUCAAAGCCCUUCAUCUCUGUCACGGUCCAGAGCAGUACUGAGUCUGCCCAGGACACCUACCUGGACAGCCAGGACCACAAGAGUGAGGUGACAAGCCAGUCGGGCCUGAGCAACUCGUCGGACAGCCUGGACAGCAGUACCCGACCGCCUAGUGUGACGCGGGGCGGAGUCACCCCAGCCUCGGAGGCCCCUGAGCCACCCCCAAAACAUGCAGCUCUGAAGAGUGAACAAGGGACGCUGACCAGCUCCGAAUCCCACCCUGAGGCCAUCCCCAAAAGGAAACUGUCAUCUAUAGGAAUACAAGUUGACUGCAUUCAGCCAGUGCCAAAAGAGGAGCCCAGUCCCGCUACCAAAUUCCAGUCCAUCGGGGUUCAGGUAGAGGACGACUGGCGAAGCAGCGCCCCCUCUCACAGCAUGUCCUCCCGACGGGACACUGACUCAGACACCCAGGAUGCCAACGACUCAAGCUGUAAGUCAUCUGAGAGGAGCCUCCCGGACUGUACCCCACACCCCAACUCCAUCAGCAUUGAUGCCGGGCCUCGGCAGGCCCCCAAGAUUGCCCAGAUCAAGCGCAACCUCUCCUAUGGAGACAACAGCGACCCAGCCCUAGAGGCGUCCUCGCUGCCCCCACCCGACCCCUGGCUUGAGACCUCCUCCAGCUCCCCGGCAGAGCCAGCGCAGCCAGGAGCCUGCCGCCGGGACGGCUACUGGUUCUUGAAGCUACUUCAGGCAGAAACAGAGCGGCUGGAGGGCUGGUGCUGCCAGAUGGACAAGGAGACCAAAGAGAACAACCUCUCUGAAGAAGUCUUAGGAAAAGUCCUCAGUGCUGUGGGCAGUGCCCAGCUACUGAUGUCCCAGAAAUUCCAGCAGUUCCGGGGCCUCUGUGAGCAAAACCUGAACCCUGAAGCCAACCCACGUCCGACAGCCCAGGACCUGGCAGGGUUCUGGGACCUGCUACAGCUGUCCAUCGAGGACAUCAGCAUGAAGUUUGAUGAACUCUACCACCUCAAGGCCAACAGCUGGCAGCUGGUGGAAACCCCCGAGAAGAGGAAGGAAGAGAAGAAACCACCCCCUCCGGUCCCAAAGAAGCCAGCUAAAUCCAAGCCGGCAGUGAGCCGCGACAAGGCCUCCGAUGCCGGGGACAAGCAGCGUCAGGAGGCCCGCAAGAGACUCCUGGCGGCCAAGCGGGCAGCUUCUGUGCGGCAGAAUUCAGCCACGGAGAGUGCGGACAGCAUCGAGAUUUAUGUCCCUGAGGCCCAGACCCGACUCUGAGACCAGGAAGUGGGAAGCAAACAAUUUUAAGUCAUUAAAAAAACAAACAAACACACAAACUAAAUGUGAACGGAACACCAUUUUCUCAACCUUUAAGAUGGUUAUUCUGUCCAGAGACCCUGAGCCAACUUUCAAUUGAUGCAUACAAGGGCUCACAAUUUGGCUUUUUUGGGUCCCUCCCAGCUUUAGGUUAAUGAAGACUUCAUACAAAAAAAAAGUCAACAGAAACACAAAACUCUCAAACUUUUUUUCCCCUCUGGUUGGCCACGGUGGGCUAGGUAGACGGACCUCGGCACUUCCUGGCCCAGCCUCCAGACUGCGGUCUUUUUACUUGUUCUAUCUCACGAGAACUCGCACUAGCUUGUUUACAAGACGAGGACAGUCCGAGGACAGCCUUGGGUCCCUGCCAUGUCCUUCCUCCUCUUCCCGCUACCCCGCUCUGACCUUGCAGUUUUCAUUCUUCUGUUCGUCUCCUCUCCCUUCAGAGCUCACCCUGGGGCUCCCAGCUGUGGUCUCACCGGCUUACCAACUCUGGGCCCUGCGUGCAGCUGCCAGCCUGGAGAGCCAGACCCGCUCCCCUGCCCCAGCGCUCCCAGUUGCUCAUGCGCACACGCAGGCGCAGGCGCUGGCCCCGCAGCAGCAGCAGCCCCGGGCAGGGGGGAGGGGAGGUCUCCGAGAAGGGGAGGAGGGUUCAGGGCUUUGGGGGGGGACAAUGAGAUAAAAGCCACCGUUACCACACUCCAGACUCCCGCCUCUUUCUUCUCUCCAGCCCCCUCUUCCUUCAGUAAAAUGUCUGACUCAGAGUGACUUGCAGGGGAUACUCAAGAGAGGGACCCCAUUUUCCAGGGGUCGCCUGUCCCUGGCCGAGCCUGUGUACAGCACCUGAGGGGCAGGCGGCUGUGUCUGUAUGUAUGUGUACAUAUGCACAUAGACCUUAGAGUGUAUAUUUAACAAACGCCCAUCUGCUCACCCAUGCCCCCCAGCGCCGCCGCUGGCUCUCGGGGCACCUGGCAGGAGGCGGGUGUGUGAAUAGCAUAUAUUUUUACAUGUACUAUAUCUAGGUGUGUGUACAAGUGUGUGUAAAAAUAUAUACCUUGUGUGUAAGCGGCCUUUUUUUUGGUCUCCCACCUGCCCCCUGCCGUGGGCCCAUCCGCCCUGCCUCUUGAGUUUUCUAUUCUUUUUUUUUACCCCAAUCAUCCUUCUCUCUCCCAUCCCACACCGCCCCCAGCCCAGCCCCACUCCCAGGGUGGCGUCAGCCUGAGCUGCAAGAUUGGGGGCGGGAGGGGGUAGGGGGUGGCCCAGCACACGAGGGCUGCUCUCUCUACCAUGGAGAUGACGAUGGCAUUGGAGAUGUCCUCAUGUCCCGCACUCGCUGCAGGGGCCCCAGGUGAACAGAGGGCCUGCUCUGGGGCCCCAUUCCAGCCUGGCUGCCGUCUGUGACCUUGGGCAAGUCACUUGACCUCUGUGUGCCUCAACUUCCUCCUCUGUAAAAUGGGGACAGUCCCUGCCCCUCCCUACCUCACAGGCAUGUUGUGAGAAUAAAUGAGGUAACGUGUA
Messenger RNA from Mustela lutreola (European mink), 4961 nucleotides. RefSeq names its product DLG associated protein 4 (gene DLGAP4). The coding region runs from base 426 to 3404 and encodes 992 amino acids. NCBI's taxonomy places the organism in Eukaryota, Metazoa, Chordata, Mammalia, Carnivora, Mustelidae. Gene Ontology annotation, molecular function: molecular adaptor activity. Gene Ontology annotation, cellular component: glutamatergic synapse; postsynaptic specialization. The record is from RefSeq and is a predicted model, not a curated record. The transcript has 13 exons. Gene Ontology annotation, biological process: signaling.